Messenger RNA from Mycena indigotica, 2445 nucleotides. RefSeq lists its product as uncharacterized. The record is from RefSeq and is a predicted model, not a curated record. Bases 1 to 2445 code for a protein of 814 amino acids. The transcript has 7 exons. Lineage: Eukaryota; Fungi; Basidiomycota; Agaricomycetes; Agaricales; Mycenaceae.
AUGUCUGGCAAUUUCCAGAUUCAACAGAAGCGGGACCACUUGAAAGCGGGCGGCGCAUUGAUGACAGAAUUGGACCGAAUGGACUUCUACGACGUCGAAUGUGACAGCCCAAACUUUGCUAGCGCGCUCACGCAAGCGCGGGAAAAACUGCGACAAGAAUUCGAAGCUAUAGCUGCGACUCUCUCCAGCGUCACUGGGAAACCGGAGGGGAUGGUCCACUACACGCCGCUUGCUAAAUUCCUUAAUCUUUGCCUCACACACGGAAUGAAUUCUCUCACAAAGGCAAAAAUAAUAAGCAAAUCCGACUCAGAGUUCUCCUACACCAACUCGAAGUUUUUGGUGUAUGCGCGGCCAACUGCGGACGGCGUUCUAAAGGAGGCACCAUUACAGCCUGACAUAGUACUUGUUCCGAAGAACACUGGCCAUGAUAGUGCGAAAAUCCGUGUCCGAGAUGGCAUCCGUCUUGUUUGGAAUCGCCUCGAUUCCAAGGAUAUACAAAUUCAAAUUGUUGUCGAGGUAAAGAAUGAGUGGACAGAACUAAUUCGUCAGGCGGCAACCUAUGGGCGCGCCGCCUUUUCUGCAUUUCCACUUCUCACAUGGGUUUUGGCUAUGGGAUACAACCAAGCAACUGGGAAGCUUCGUUUCCUGAUCUUCCAUAGAGGUGGCUUGACCUGCUCUCCUCCACUCAACAUAUUCGAUGACGCUGGUCGGGACGAUUGUCUAAAGAUCAUCAUGGCGGUCCUCACUUGUAACACGCCGUCCGCCCAUGGAUAUGUGGAGUGGUGCGAUGGGCCUCGUGUUCGACUUCCAGUCUCGAUCAACAACGCGCGCCAAGUCAGUGAAUAUGUCGAUGCUAGUAUCAAAGAUGUUCUCCACAGCGAUACUUGCUGUCGCGGGCGAGCUACACAGGUGUAUAGUCUGACAUACAGUUGGCCGCCGGCGAAUCUUACUUCAGAAUCUUCGCCAACUACUGGAACCGCACAACACUGGCUUCACACUGCUCCCGAAAGGACACCACGUGAGGCUCAAACCGCAACUCAAAAUCCUCAACAGUCUGGAUUAGCCCACUCUCCGACAUCCAAUGCCAUGGCAUCAGAUAAGGGUCACGGUGAUUCCGGGUCUUCGAGUUCUGCUGGCGGUAAUCAGGCUGAUUCGCCUGAAGCUAAACCAUCUAAAUCUGUCUUUCGCCCGGGGCUUCCUCGCUAUCCCCUAAAAAAUCUCAAUGUUCACAGUCACACGUUCACCAAGGGUCUUGACAAUCAAGUCAAAGAUAAAUGUGUAGUGCUCAAAGCUACCUGGGCCAAAGACCACCCUGACUGGAAGAGCAUUGAAAUGGAACUGAUGAAUGUUUGCGGAAACUUGUUUGGCUGCUCGCGACACCAUUAUUCGAUUCUCCCGGCAGACGAAACUGGUGCCCCCAGCACGAAUCAUUUGUUCCUUCCAACUCCAGAGCAAAACUGGGAUGACUUUCAUUGGGAUGUCUUCCACCUAUCCACGCCGACUGCAUCAAAGACGAAAAAUCAGAAAUCAAAGAAAAUCGCACCCAUGCCAGAAUACUGCAGCCUUUCACUCCAUCUUUCCGAUCUCAAAGGUAGAUCUCUCGUCCUCUGCGAGAGUCCGUCAUCCCUUUUCACAUCUGUUCUUCAUGUGAUGCUUGGAUGGCUUUCGAUGUUUCAGAACGGCUUCCUCCAUCGUGACCCUAGUAUCGGGAAUUUACUUGCCCUCGAAGCCGCAGAAGAAAUGCCUCCCUUUGAGAUCGAUGAUGCCUUGCUUAAAGGCAACAAGAGCCUAGAGGAGAUCGAAACGUCGUUGACGCAGCUUGAACCAAAGGAUCACGACCAUAAACCGCAAGCAGAACGGAUCAGAAAGUUUAUGCAAGUACUGGCUGUGGGGACGAAAUCAUCCGCAGUUGCAAUUGAUGGUGACAACGCUGUGAAGUGGCAUGAAUUCAAUGCUGCACGAAAUGUGUCGCGUUCGGGUACAAUCGAAUUCAUGUCCCCGGAGCUCGUGACAGUGUUCGCUUCCAAGAAGCCAUAUCUCCAUAGCCCUGUCGAUGACCUCUAUGCCCACUUCUAUGUGACUCAAUGGGCAGCGGUUUUCCACCCAACUCCCAAAGGAGAGAGACUUGAAGUAUUGCGAAAUCAGUUGAGCACUAACAACAGUAAAGAUGGAGUGAAGGCCACAGUUAUGACCCUUCGCCCCGCCCCCGCAGAUAUCAGGAAUUACGGCGGCUUCUUGUGCAAAUGUGCAUCUCUUUUCGACCUCUGGGAUGCCAAAUUAAGGAAAUUGUGGCCUGAUUACAGAGCUGCUUUCGAAGAAGUUAACCAAAUCGAAAACAACGAAGAACUGUUGAGGUCGUUGUUUAUGACCUACGCGUAUCGCGGGGUUGCGGACUACAUGGAGGUUUUGGCUGAGUGGAGGGAAGCCAAUCCGUCGGAGGUUUAG